AUGGCUACAGAGACUGUCUUGGACAAGCCUAACAUUGGCGUCUUCACCAACCCGCAGCAUGCGCUGUGGAUCGCGGACGCAAAGCCGACGCUAGAAGAGGUGCAGAAAGGUGACGGGCUCAAGCCGGGCGAGGUGACGGUUGAGAUUAGAAGUACUGGGAUUUGCGGUUCCGAUGUCCAUUUCUGGCAUGCUGGUUGUAUUGGUCCUAUGAUUGUCACGGGAGACCAUAUCCUAGGCCAUGAAUCUGCCGGUGUCGUCCUCGCAGUUGCGCCAGAUGUCAAGACACUCAAGGUUGGUGAUCGUGUCGCCGUGGAACCCAACAUUAUCUGCAACAAGUGCGAGGCCUGCCUAACCGGUCGCUACAAUGGUUGUGAGGCGGUCGAAUUCCUGUCAACACCCCCUGUCGACGGUCUUCUCCGUCGGUACGUCAACCACCCUGCCAUUUGGUGCCAUAAGAUCGGCGACAUGAGCUUCGAGAACGGCGCAUUGCUAGAACCCCUCAGUGUCGCACUCGCCGGCCUUGACCGCGCGGGGGUUCGUCUGGGUGAUCCGGUGCUCAUCACUGGAGCCGGCCCUAUCGGUCUGGUCACAUUGGCCUGUGUCCGGGCUGCCGGUGCCUCGCCCAUCGUCAUCACUGACAUUGACGAGGGCCGACUACGCUUCGCCAAAGAGCUAGCUCCAGACGCACGCACGUACAAGGUGCAAAUCAAUAAGACGCCAGAAGAGAACGCAGCGGGAAUAUUGGACGCCCUGAACGAUGGCAACGCGGACGCAACAGACGCCAUACGCCCGCGCGUCGCUAUGGAAUGCACUGGAGUCGAGAGCAGCGUCGCUUCCGCCAUCUGGAGUGUCAAAUUCGGCGGCAAGGUAUUCGUGAUUGGCGUGGGCAAGAACGAGAUGAAGGUCCCUUUCAUGCGCCUCAGCACCUGGGAAAUCGAUCUGCAAUAUCAAUACCGAUACUCAAACACAUGGCCCAAGGCGAUCCGGUUGGUGAAGAACGGCGUGAUUGAUCUACGGAAACUCGUCACUCAUCGCUUCUCUAUCGACAACGCGCUAGAGGCAUUUAAGACUGCGGCGAACCCGAAGACCGGCGCUAUCAAAGUGCAGAUUAUGAGCUCGGAUGAAGAAGUUAGAUUGGCUACGGCAGCUGUCACUGCGAAUGGCGUCCAUUAA
Messenger RNA from Talaromyces proteolyticus, 1173 nucleotides. RefSeq names its product xylitol dehydrogenase XdhB. The transcript has 2 exons. The record is from RefSeq and is a predicted model, not a curated record. Gene Ontology annotation, biological process: D-sorbitol catabolic process. NCBI's taxonomy places the organism in Eukaryota, Fungi, Ascomycota, Eurotiomycetes, Eurotiales, Trichocomaceae. Bases 1 to 1173 code for a protein of 390 amino acids. Gene Ontology annotation, molecular function: zinc ion binding; L-iditol 2-dehydrogenase (NAD+) activity.